Molecule: messenger RNA, 1467 nt
Organism: Funneliformis caledonium
Lineage: Eukaryota; Fungi; Glomeromycota; Glomeromycetes; Glomerales; Glomeraceae
Source: the annotation of a GenBank genome assembly
GGCAGAAAAUUGAAGAUAGCAAGUUUACCAGAAAAUGUACAAGACAAAUCCUACAAAUCGAAGACUAAUUCAUGGAGGAUGAAUGAUACUGGAUGUUGCAUUUAUGAGGAUUCCGAUUUUUUUAGACUUGAUAUUCAGGCAAUAUAUCCGCAAGAGGAUGGAUUACCAUUUCCUGAUAAUGAAUUUGAUCAUGUGCACCAAAUGGGAUUUUUGUUUUACCUGAGCUCGUUAGGUAUAAACAUAAUACAUGUACCUAAUACUAACUCAUACAUUAAAAUAUACUUUUUAAAACAAAAUAACGACGUAAAAGUAAUAUAUGAACAUGAUUCAUUGCUUGAAUCACAACCAAACAUAACAAAAGUUCAUCGAGAUGAAAGAGAGAUUAUUGUAGAACCCAAUGGUGGAAUCACUAAAGAGGAAUAUCAAAGGAUGAUAGGAAAUGAACUUACAAAUGGAUUAAAGAAACCAGAUCCGAAUUUAUUAAUUUUAGAUUAUGGGCUCAAAAAACGUAAAAUUAUUUUAUUCGUCUUUUUAAUAAAUAAUUUUAACCCAUUUCCAACCAUGGGUAAUUAUAAUACACGUUUAAAGGGUAGAAACUUAAAAAUACAAAGUAUAUCACAGAAUAUUAUACAGACAAAAUCCAUCGAUGAGAACCUGCCGAACGUGAACCGUAAUUUAGCGAGCGAUAUUGAUUACGUUGAAAACUUAUAUCUAUUUCAUUUUGUUAAGAGGAAUUUAUAUCAAAGUUCUUUUUCUUCACCGGUUGAAGAAAAAAUAAUUCAAGGAGGAUGUAAAGUAUUGGAUGUUGCAUGCGGGUCUGGAACAUGGUUAUUGGAUUUAUCAACUAAAUAUGAGAAUUCCGAUUUUUUUGGACUUGAUUUUCAGGCAAUCUAUCCGCAAGAGAUAAAACCUCCGAAUUUAAAUUUUAUCGAAGCAGAUAUAUUGGAUGGAUUACCAUUCCCUGAUAAUAUAUUUGAUUUUGUACAUCAAGAUAACAUGAUUAGUAUCUUACAAAGAACUCAAUGGGAAUUCGUUUUAUCUGAGCUCAUUAGAGUAACUAAACCAGGUGGAUAUAUUGAAAUAUCUGAAACAAUUCAAACGUUUAAUGGCUUUGGACCAAUCAUGCAGAAAAUUUUUAACAUUUUAUAUUCUUCCCUCUUAAAACAAGAUGUGGACGUAAAAGUAAUAUAUGAUCUUGAAUCAAUGCUUGAAUCACAACCAAACAUAACAAAAGUUCAUCGAGAUGAAAGAGAGAUUAUUAUGGGACCUAAUGGUGGAAAAAUUGGAAUAGCUUGUCAAGAGACAUUUGAAUCGUUUUAUAAUACAAAGAUGACGAUUGAAAUUUUAAGUUCCGAAACAGGAAUCUCGAAAGAAGAAUAUAAAAGGAUGAUGGGAGAUAUCACAAAUGAAUUAAAAGAAACCAGACCCGAAUUUAUUAAUUUUAGAUUAUGGGCUCAAAAAAUGUAA